UCUCUGCACAGAGUCCUUCACCACAAAAUGAAGCUGUUUGUGUUCGCUGCCGUGAUGGCCGUCUGCGCCGCCGCCCCCUCCCAGACGUACGAGGCCCCGCAGGUCCGUGCCGCCCUCCAACCCGUCGCCAGAAUUCUAGAGGAGGACAGCCAGCACGACGGCCAGCAGGGCUUCAGCUUCCGCUUCGUCUCCGACGACGGCAUCGAGCGGCAGGAGCAGGGCUCGGACGGCGCCGUCGCCGGCUCGUACAGCUACACGUCACCGGAGGGCUCCGAGAUCGUCGUGAGCUACGUGGCCGACGCGCUGGGCUUCCGUGCCGAGGGUGCGGCGCUGCCGACGGCCGUGCCCACCGAGUACCCGACGCCCGAGGUGCCGUCGACCGAGGCGGCCCCCGAGGUGCGCACCGUGCAGGGGUACUCGGCUCCGGCCCCUGAGGAGCGCGCCGCCCCCGCCCCCGUCCAGUACGAGAAGGUGCUGGUCGGAUAUCAGCCACGCUACCAGUAAUUUUUGUUUUUAAUGGCAUAUUCCCCUAUCUAACAACCGCAAGAAGUGCGUAAGGAUCACAUUUCAUGUGAGUUAUGUGCUACUUGAAUGAAUGCCAAUACAAAAGUGUGUUUGAGGGUCCUGAUGUCCACGUGCGUCUGUAUUCUGUAUUUAUUGAUUUGUAUCGUCUUUUGUCUUUUUAUGUGUUAUUGUGUCCUGCAACGUUUUUUUGUAUGAUUUAUCACAAGUAUGU
Pollicipes pollicipes is the source of this 736-nucleotide messenger RNA. Its product is annotated as cuticle protein 3-like. NCBI's taxonomy places the organism in Eukaryota, Metazoa, Arthropoda, Thecostraca, Pollicipedomorpha, Pollicipedidae. The coding region runs from base 28 to 504 and encodes 158 amino acids. The record is from RefSeq and is a predicted model, not a curated record. Gene Ontology annotation, cellular component: chitin-based extracellular matrix. The transcript is spliced from 2 exons. Gene Ontology annotation, molecular function: structural constituent of chitin-based larval cuticle.